Messenger RNA from Erigeron canadensis, 522 nucleotides. Its product is annotated as protein SHI RELATED SEQUENCE 1-like. Gene Ontology annotation, cellular component: nucleus. The record is from RefSeq and is a predicted model, not a curated record. Lineage: Eukaryota; Viridiplantae; Streptophyta; Magnoliopsida; Asterales; Asteraceae. Gene Ontology annotation, molecular function: DNA binding; DNA-binding transcription factor activity. Bases 1 to 522 code for a protein of 173 amino acids. The transcript has 2 exons. Gene Ontology annotation, biological process: positive regulation of DNA-templated transcription.
AUGAGGUGUCUAGAGUGUGGGAACAAAGCAAAGAAGGAUUGUUUGUAUUAUAGGUGUAGAAGUUGUUGUAGAGGACGUGAAUUUGAAUGUCAAACUCAUGUGAAGAGCACUUGGGUUCCCAUUUCUACCCGUCAAGUUGUGAGGAACUCGGUGGCAGCCAUGGCGGCUGCCUCUUCCGCGGCAGCUGGUCCAUCUCAUCAUGAUCGUCAUCAACAAGAAGAACAACAACUAUUGGAUCCUCAAUCAUCGUUUGGGUUUGGAGGACAGUUUCCGACCGAGGUAAGUAGUGAAGCUACAUUUACAUGUGUACGAGUUACAACAAGUUUAGAAGAAAAUGCAAGUGUAGAAGAGUACGCAUAUGAGACUUCGAUAAAUAUAAGAGGGCAUGUGUUUAAGGGUAUACUAUACGAUCAAGGACCAAAUCAACCGAUGGUGAAUUCUAGUGUGAUGAUUGUACAUGAUGGGGAUCGACAUCCCUCCACAAACAUUGACUCUAACUUUCAACAGGUUAAUAAUCCCUAG